Messenger RNA from Anopheles maculipalpis, 1566 nucleotides. It is a transcript of the gene Tango5, whose product is annotated as vacuole membrane protein 1. NCBI's taxonomy places the organism in Eukaryota, Metazoa, Arthropoda, Insecta, Diptera, Culicidae. The coding region runs from base 1 to 1566 and encodes 521 amino acids. The record is from RefSeq and is a predicted model, not a curated record. The transcript is spliced from 5 exons.
AUGCCGAAAAAGGUGGUUGUAUCGAAAAAGAAACCGAUGAAAAUGAAAAAUAUAGCUGAUAAUCUGACUACCAAUGGCAAUGCUGAUGAUGCAAAUGCUUCUAGACGUGCUAAAUCACGUGACGACGAUGCUAGAUACGGGGAAAACAGUAUCGUUAAUGAAAACAAUAGUUGCAAGCCUUUCACUAGUCAAAAGAUGAAGUCAGCCAAAGAGGAUAAUAGCUGCGAGCAAACUUCCUUCUCUAAAAGCAAACAGAAUAAUCACGUGGAGCACAGGGCUGGUAACGCGAUGAGGAAAAAGAGCGCCGGUAGUCCGAACAGUACUAAUGCAACCUCAAAUCGAAACGGUAACAGCAAUAGCAAUAACAGUACGGUAUCGCAGAAGAACGACAAUAAAAAAUUUGCCAAAGAAAUAAAAUCGUUAGUACUAUGGAAAUCGCCAAUGAAAACGCUAAAAUAUGCCGGCCUGGAAAUAUUAUUUCUAAUCAAAACCAACAUGAACAGAUUAUUGCACCAAAGGGCACUACUUAUGGCUAUUUUAGUUUUACUAUGUAGCACCGUAGUCGCCAUUUAUACGCCAGGUCAACAUCAGAAGCUAAUAGAAGCGAUCAAAACCAAAGGAUUCUUUAUAGUGUACUGGCUAGGCUUAGGUGUGCUAUCAUCCGUAGGGCUUGGGACGGGAUUACAUACAUUUCUAUUAUAUUUAGGACCGCACAUUGCCAGUGUCACCUUGGCAGCGUACGAGUGCGGUUCUCUCGACUUCCCGGAGCCACCGUAUCCGAAUGAAAUACUUUGCCCUGAUGAUAAUGGCACAAAGAACCUUAUCAUUCCAUCGCUAUGGUCUAUUAUGACCAAGGUUCGCUAUGAAGCAUUUCUGUGGGGCGCUGGUACCGCACUUGGAGAACUUCCGCCCUACUUUAUGGCUAAAGCUGCUCGCCUUUCGGGCAACAAUACCGAGGAAUUGGAGAAUCUACAAGAGCUGGAAAAGCUACAAAAACGUAAGGAAAAGGGAGAGAAAAUUGGUUUGUUCGACAAAGGUAAACUGAUGAUGGAGGACAUCGUUGAACGUGUAGGAUUCUUCGGUAUUUUGCUAUGCGCUAGUAUUCCUAAUCCAUUGUUUGAUUUGGCCGGUAUCACCUGUGGCCACUUCUUGGUGCCGUUUUGGAAGUUUUUCGGUGCUACUCUCAUCGGCAAAGCAGUGAUAAAGAUGCAUAUACAGAAAAUAUUCGUUAUCAUAUCGUUCAAUGAAAAUCUAGUAGAUAAAUUCAUCGACAUUCUUGCACUCAUUCCAUUGAUAGGUGUACGGUUGCAGAAACCUUUUAAAGGAUUUUUCGAAAGUCAAAAACAACGCCUCCACCGAAAUAAUAACAAACAGUCGGUAAACCCAUCGCAAGGCAAUAUAUUAGCUAGUGUAUUCGAGUACUUUGUGUUUCUCAUGAUUUGUUACUUUAUCAUUUCGAUUAUAAACACAUUUGCUCAAAGUUGUUGUAAACGUAUGAGGAAGCAGCAAAGUAGUAGCAGCAGUAGCAUUUCGAAUGAUGUAGCGUCGAAUAAGAAGGAAUCCUAA